Molecule: messenger RNA, 1722 nt
Organism: Marchantia polymorpha subsp. ruderalis
Lineage: Eukaryota; Viridiplantae; Streptophyta; Marchantiopsida; Marchantiales; Marchantiaceae
Source: the annotation of a GenBank genome assembly
GGAGGAAGGAUGGAUUAGAAUGAGAUUCGAAGCUCUGGCGCAACAGCGAUUCCCUUGCGCAGCGCAGAAAGAAAGAAAGGGAGCGAAUGCAUUAUCAUUCGAACGCAGAGAGAGUUCUCUGAUCUGAGCUCGUAGGCAGAGAGUUUGAUGGGUAGAUAGAACCUCGAUCGAUGCAGUUGCAAGGGUCGCGCUUCUCAAGCCUCGUUCCGAAGCUCGAUGUCGUGAGCUUUCAAGGUCGGUCGGGCACAGGGCGGGGAUCGGGAAACCAAGCGCGGAGCCCAUUUCGAAGGACCGAACACGUUCGUUUCACCUAUCAUCGAGCUACGGAGCUUCGAUCGAGUAUUCGCCCUGGGAGGACCUGUAGUUUAUCAUGCUGUCUUAUCGUUGAUUUGUUGAAGGAGGGUAGCGCGCUUGUCUCAAAACGAGUAGAAAGUAUGAUUACAUUGUUGAAGAUGGAAUCACUACCGUCUCUGAGCGCGCUGGUUUCGCCGCUUACUCAUGUCGGCUUGGUUGUGAUGUCGUUGAUCGUCAUCUGGGCUUUGACGUACGUAAUGGAUUGGUUACACAAGUUGGACUCAAGCGCCAGCUUGGGAGAAGGAACAGUUUCAUUCAUGGAGGAUCCCACUUCAUUGGAAAAGAUACAACUCCCAUCUGUAUUUGGGCCGGCUGAGAAGUACUUGUCUAUGAUAAUGCCUGCCUACAAUGAAGAAAACAGGUUACGAAGCGGUCUGGAUGAUACUCUCAGGUAUCUCCAAGAGCGUGCAAACAAAGAUAGAACUUUUACCUAUGAGAUUAUAAUCGUUGAUGACGGUAGCAAAGAUCACACUGUAAGAGUGGCAAAUGAAUACGUGAAGAAAUACAAGCCAGACAUCAUAAGAGUCAUCAAGCUGGGAAAAAACCUUGGUAAAGGGGCAGCAGUUAGAAAGGGCAUGCUCUGUUCUCGGGGUCAGCUUUUAUUGAUGUUGGAUGCGGAUGGGGCGACUAAAAUCACGGACACUGGAAAACUAGAAAAUGAGAUGAAGGUUGCUAUAGACAGGCUGUUGGCUUCUCGAAGUGCGACCACAUCAAGGCAGCAAGUUUCAUUGAAUGACAUACCUGUUGCAGUCUUUGGAUCACGUGCACAUUUGGAACAAGAAGCUCUUGCAAAGCGAAAAUGGUAUCGCAAUGUAUUGAUGAAAGGUUUUCAUUUUUGUGUUCUGCUGGUGGCUGGGCCUGGAAUCCGAGAUACACAGUGUGGAUUCAAGAUGUUUACUCGUUCGGCAGCCCGUCAGCUUUUUACGAACAUGCGACUUAAUCGGUGGUGCUUCGAUGUGGAGCUUGUAUAUCUUUGUAAUAGAUUGGCAAUUCCUGUGACCGAGGUUGCAGUGACAUGGACUGAAAUACCCGGAUCCAAGGUUUCAAUACUGAGUAUCGCACACAUGCUAUUUGAGCUUGUGCUAAUACGAAUGGGGUAUGGCUUCCGAGUGUGGAAAAUUCACAGAAAGGCGGUCCAAGACUGAACACCCCUGGGUAUUAUAAGAAACAGGCGGUGCCCUAGGAAUCGAGCGGGUUUUGCAGAAUCUUCGAUUUCGAUGUAACCCUGGUAUCUGAAACUUUGUUGGUUAUCGGCACCAUUAAGACUAGUAGUGCAUAGGCCAAGUUUUGACACUUUUCCGUGUUACUGCGAAGAUUUUUUAAAAAUACCACAGAGAAAAGAGCAUUCCGCGGGCUUUGAAGUUUUCG